Molecule: messenger RNA, 555 nt
Organism: Caenorhabditis briggsae
Lineage: Eukaryota; Metazoa; Nematoda; Chromadorea; Rhabditida; Rhabditidae
Exons: 3
Coding region: 1-555 (184 amino acids)
Molecular function (GO): gamma-glutamylcyclotransferase activity
Source: RefSeq, a predicted model, not a curated record
AUGUUUCAGUCGGCUGUGCUCUCUCGCGGCAGUUCUAUGAACCAAGUCAUGACUUUCUUCUAUUAUUUUGCCUAUGGAAGUAAUCUUCUCGGUGAUAGAAUUAGGUAUAAGCAAAAAGGAGCACAGUAUGACUGCAAUGGGAGACUCGACCACUUCCGUUUGGAAUUCGCCAACUAUUCGGAACGAUGGCAGGGAGCACUGGCGACGGUGAUGGAGGAGAAUGGGAAAGAGGUGUGGGGAUGUGUAUGGAAGAUGCCGAACGAGUAUUCAGAAUCGUUGGAUGAGCAAGAAAAGGGAUAUCAUCGAUUGAUGGUUCCCGUCCACACCCCACACGGUGUCAUCCUCUGCAGAACCUAUCAAUAUUCGGAUCUCCAAGCCGAUCCAAUGCCUCCAUCUCCCCAUUACAAACUUGUUAUUGUCGAAGGAGCUAAAGAGCAUAAACUCCCUUCUGAAUACAUCAAAGGACUCGAAUCCAUAAAGGAUAACGGAUUCAAGGGUUCAGUCGAUGUGGACAUUCCACUUUUAGCCAAAUUGAAUGUGAAAACGGAAUUGUGA